CCCGAUAUGGAUAAUCUUCUAUCAGGGGUAAUGUUUAUCCAUAACGGAGUAUCGAAAGGAUAAGCUUAUUAUACCCGCGUUAUCCCCAUUUAUAGUAUAGGAACAGAUUUUCUAUUGGGUAAUCUUCUUCUCAUCUUGUGUUUUUUGUAUUGAUUUUGUUUCAAUCCUUGAUAAUAUUGCAGGUAUUUGUAUUUUCCCCUGAAUAGCGAAUAAAUUUUGUUCUCAAGGAAUAAUGGGUUCUAAACAAAAAAACAAAUAUGUUUGCUUCGCAAAAUUAGAAGCUGAGAUGAAACUUAGGCGACAUGAAACGUACAAAGUAAUAUCUGCGGAAAAAAAAGAAGCAUUGUUACUACAACGACGAACAAAAAGACGAGAGUUAAAAAGGAGUAGUCUUUCUGAGAAUGUUGCUUUUCCUGACGCUACUCCAGCUGCAACUGAGUUUCAACAACAAAAUAUUCCUCUUAGGAGCUCUUCUUCUGUUUCAAAAACAGCCAACGAGCGUCACGUUGAUGCUUUGGAAGUUACAUUUGACAAGCGAAAGAUUAUAAAUUAUCCCUUCUACUCAUUUGAAGUAGGGUCAACGUCACAUGCAUCUAAUGAAAAUAGUAAUAUGAGCUCAACAAUGGUUGGGAAAAAAGGUUAUAACUCAAAGAAAAAAGAGUUAUACAUACGUAGGUCAGUUAUAAUCUGAUUAUGUUCCCUUGAAGACUGUUCCUAACUGUAAAUUUUGUGGUGCAAAAAAAUUUGAAUAUGAACCACCUGGAUUCUGCUGUAACAAUGGUUUGAUAAAGUUAGUUUCACAUGAGAUGCCUGCUGAACUACAAAAUCUAUAUUUAGGGACUACUGAAGAAUGUAAACAUUUUCGAACAUAUAUCAGAACAUACAAUAAUAUGUUUGCAUUUACAUCACUUGGUGUAAAUAUGAUAAAGAAUUAGCAAAAAGAAAUCGUGGUAUUUAUACAUUUAGAGUUCAGGGAAAGAUGUACCAUUUUAUAAAUGA
Nicotiana tabacum (common tobacco) is the source of this 999-nucleotide messenger RNA. Lineage: Eukaryota; Viridiplantae; Streptophyta; Magnoliopsida; Solanales; Solanaceae. The record is from RefSeq and is a predicted model, not a curated record.